AUGACCCCGAUAACGAAAAUCGCGGAUCCAAACAGCAUCAACGCGAAGGAAAUCGAGACAAAUAGUGCAGCAAAUCCAGUAGGAGACACAUGUGGUCGAUGUGGCGAAGGGGCCGACGAUGACGACGAAGAGGAAGCUACGGUGGCGCCGACGAAGGAGGUGGGGAAUGGGAAUGGGAUAGGAAGAGGAGGUGAACCGAGGAUGUUGAUGAUCAUUGAACAGAGCUGCGUCAGCCCCAAGCAAUCCAACACCAUUCGAAUCUCAAAUUGGGAAAUCGGUGUCAAACAAAAAGCGAACAGCAGCGAAUCAGGCAAUCAGCGAUCGAUCAAUUGGUCUUGCAGUCUUGCUCAUUAUCCUUCAAAAAAAAAGUCGAUUGCAAUUUGCAGCAAUCGACAAUCGUGGAAGACUGUAAUCAGGGCAGGGAAACGAUCAAACGAAGGGCAGUGGCGCAGUGCAUCAGCGGACAACGAUCCAUCAGAGAGGAAGUCUAAACAACCAUCCGGUAGUCAAAAACGUAAAAAAAGAAAACUAGAUGAAGAAAAGAGAAAGGCUGACGCCGGUGCUCUAGAUAAGUUUAUCCAUAGACAACCUAUUGAAGAGCACAUUGAAGAGGAUGUUGAAGAGCACAUUGAAGAGCACAUUGAAGAGCAUGUUGAAGAUAAAGAGCAUAUAGAAGUAAAAGAGUCAAAAGAGCAAGAGCCCGUUAAAGAGCUUGUUGAUAUAUAUGAUCCAAGAAGGUGGGAAAAACUUAGUUCUGAGGAGAUUAAACUUUUGGUCCAGAAAGGCCCUAAAAGAGAUAAUAGUAUUAUGUAUGGUCCCUACGGUAAAUUUGGUAGACGGUUUUCUGCAGCUUUAUAUACAAGAACUUUGCCAAAUUUGGAAAAGUAUUGGCACCAUGUUACCACUAGGGUUAAAGAACAUGAAAUUUCAUUGGAUCAUCUUACAAAUAGGAAUAAGUGGUUUGAUAUGCGUAAAAGAUUGAACUUGAAUGAAACAAUUGAUAAAGUUCAAUACGAGCAAUUCAAGAAAGAAAGAGAUUACUGGAAACAAGUCCUUUUGAGAAUCAUUGCAGUAGUGAAGUUUCUUGCUAAACAUAAUUUAGCAUUUCGUGGAUCCAAUGAAAAGUUGUAUAAAAAAGGUAACGGAAAUUUUUUGGGUGUCAUUGAAAUGUUGGAAGAGUUUGACCCGGUUAUCAAAGAGCAUGUGCGGCGGAUCACAAGUGAUGGGCUUCAUGUGCAUUAUCUUGGCCACUUAAUCCAAAACGAACUAAUAUCUUUGCUAGCUCAAGAAAUUAAAAAAGAACUUAUCAAGAAGAUAAAGAAAGCAAAGUACUACUCAAUCAUACUUGAUUGUACUCCCGAUUCAAGUCACCAGGAACAAAUGACUAUAAUAGUGAGGUAUUUAACAUUAUCAUAUAAUUCUGUUACUGUCGAGGAGUCCUUUUUAGGUUUUUUGAAUGUUGAUGAUACUUCUGGAAAAGGACUAUUUGAUAUUACACUUGAGGAGUUAAAGUCUCUUGGUCUUCAAAUUGAUGAUAUGCGUGGUCAAGGCUAUGAUAAUGGAGCAAACAUGAAAGGAAAACACCAAGGAGUGCAAAAGAGAUUUUUAGAUAUAAAUCCUAGAGCAUUUUACACUCCUUGUGGUUGCCAUUCUCUAAAUCUAACAUUAUGUGAUAUGGCUAACAAGUGUGUUAAAGGAAAGAACUUUUUUGGAUUCAUUCAACGCAUUUAUACUAUAUUUGCAAAUUCUACUAAGAGGUGGGAAAUUUUGAAAGAUAAUGUUAAAGCUUUGAGUCUUAAGUCAUUGUGUCAAACUCGUUGGGAAAUCCGGGUUGAGAGUGUAAAGGCUAUUAAACUUCAACUUGUGGAUGUACGGGAAGCUUUACUUCAAGUUGGAGAACAAGAUAAUGAUGCUGCAAUAGCAAGUGAAGCAACUUCACUAGCAGAAAAAGAACUUGGUGACUUUGAAUUUUUGGUAUCAACUGUUAUUUGGUAUGAAGUACUAAACCAUGUGAAUAUUGUGAGUAAGAAUUAUAGAGAAACUGGUUUUUCAAAAGCGAUUGUUGAAGCUAAGGAGAUUGCUAUUGAAAUGGGUAUUGAUCCAAUAUUUCCACAAAAGCGUUUGAUUGAAAGGAAAAGAAGGUUUGAUGAGAGUUCAACUAGCGAAGAAGUUUCAUUUACACCUGAAGAGAAUUUUAGAGUCAAUUAUUUCUUAUUCAUUGUUGAUCAAGCUAUUUCUUCUCUUGAGACAAGAUUUGAACAAUUCAAAGAGUAUGACAAAGUAUUUGGUUUUUUAUUUCCACAUAAUUUAAGGGGAAUCGAAGAUAAAGAUCUCAAGUCGUAUUGUCAUCGUCUUGAAAAAGCACUCAAAUUUGAAGAAAGAUCGGAUAUUGAUGCCGAGGAACUUUAUACGGAGUUGAAAUUAUUUGAGACAUUGGAAACCAAUGAAUUUAGCAACCCUAUAGAUGUUUUGAAGUUUUUGAAAGAACUUGAUUAUUUCCCAAAUGCAAGCAUUGCAUAUAGAAUAUUGUUGACUAUUCCAGUAACGGUUGCAUCUGCAGAAAGGAGUUUUUCUAAAUUGAAGUUUGUGAAAUCUUAUUUACGCUCCACAAUGACACAAGAAAGACUUAGCGGUUUGGCAAUGAUAUCUAUCGAGAACGAAAUCUUAGAGAGUGUAGACUAUGAAGAGUUGAUCAACCAAUUUGCAAUCAAAAAUGCUAAGAGAGCUUCACGGAUCGUCGGUUAG
Molecule: messenger RNA, 2745 nt
Organism: Lactuca sativa (garden lettuce)
Lineage: Eukaryota; Viridiplantae; Streptophyta; Magnoliopsida; Asterales; Asteraceae
Source: RefSeq, a predicted model, not a curated record